AUGAGGCCAAUGACUGGGACAACGACAACAACAGCAAUGACAGCAACAACCACAGCAUUGACAGCCACAAGCGGCAGCGCUGCCGUCGCUGCUCCAGUUCGUCGCACCACCGCCCGAGCCACCGCCGGUGUACAGCGCCGUCGAGUCGUCAAGAAGCACAUCCAACAGAAGUACAUGCUCUGCGGCUUUGCCAUACACGCGUUCCUUGCCACGCCCGCAUUUUUGUAUGGCAACGUUGUUGAAUCUGACAAGGAUCUGGUGCUGCGUAUUUGGCCAGCCAUUGUCUAUCAGGCCACAGGCGAGCUUUGCCGCUCCAUUAUGGAGCAUCUCGACACAGAGUACAGUGGAAGAGCACGUGAGACAACAAAGUAUCGUCGAAUCUUUUUGCUGGCUACUCUCAUUGCCUGCAUCUCGCUAAUGAUAAGCGGUAUAUUUUUCUCAUCGGCCUGGGUGGUUGUUACCACAACCACGCAAACGGUAGCCAUUGUCUUUUAUGGCUUCUUUGCCGGCAUCGGCGCCAGUCUUUAUCUGUGGCGCACUCACGUAAUAUUGGAGGCAGUACGUCCGCGCGAGGACAAAUAUGUGCGCAAGACGAUUCACUUGUGCGGUGAGGCCUUUUGCCAACUGUUCCUCUCAUUCGUCUUCACCAGCCUCCGCACACUCUAUGGCACGGCGCAAUCUAUUGUUCUAAUGUCGGCGCUGCUCGUUAAUCUUAUACCCUUGAGUUUAAUAAUCACGAAGCAUCGUGAGGACGCCUUCACGACAAAACGUAUUUCGGUGAUAAAGGCAGAGACAGGAUUUGCGGCGUUGCCCCUACGAAGUCUGCCUGCCCAUCUUGUGGCUGAUCAAUUGGAUGGCUUGGAUACGGUGGGAUCGCCAUGGCGUAAUCCUUCCCCUGACGUUAAUACCGGUUCUGCACCGGUUGCUGUCCUAGCUGCCGCCGUCGCUGAUACGCAUUCAAAUUACAUGCUGGCUACAGACGAAGCCUAUGUGACAUAUGUGAAUCCCAAUGGUGUCGAGAUCAUGGAAAUAAUACCCGAGGAGGAUGAGACAUUGUCCAUGAUGCGCUCCAGUACCGCCACUAUUGACAACUAUGGACGCCUGAGUGUGCAUGCUUCCCAAUCGUUGUCCAAUGGCCGUGUGUAUCAAUCGCAGAUCUCUGGUGGCAGUGCCACAACACCAGUGGAUCCCUACACCAAUCUGCAUCGCAUAAGGCGAAUGUCGCGAGCUGUAACUUCGCAUUUGUGGUGGAAUCUGCUGGAUAAGAUCGCCAUGCCGCUGCAGCAGGCGCUGCUGGUGCCGCAGUUAUAUGCGACCACACUACUAUUGUCAGCUGAUAUUUUUAGCUACGUGAUGUGUCUUACUGUUCUACCCGGGCUGGCUGUGAGCCACCACGCAUUAAAAAAUGCCGAAAUUCCGUUUCUCUUUUCGUUGUUGGCCUUUCCAUGGAUGUGCUUCUCGCUGAUGACGCCACGAUUUGGCAGCAGUCUGUACAAGCACAAGCUGCAAUGGCACUCAAUGGGCAGCAUCUGCAAGUUUAUGGCCUUGAUUUUUAUUAGCUUCUCAACAUCGAAGCUACUGUUAAGCGUUUCGGCCGUUCUACUGGGCUUUGGCCAGGUUGUCACCGCCUUUCUGCAAGAGCUAGUAUUUCAGAUGAGCAUGCCGCGCGCCAAUUGGACCGCCAUCCGCAGGCCUGUGCACUUCACCAACGGCCUGUUGAUAUUGGUUUGGGGCGCUUUGGCGCAUUGGGUUGUGGUGCGAUACUCCUUCCAGGCCACCGUUUUGUUGGCGGGUACGCUUUACGGUGCAACGACGUUAUUAUGGAAUUUCUUGUUCUUCUGUUGCCAAAGCAAUGAUUGAUGAGGACGUGGUUUAUACAAAAUGUGUUGAUGUGUAUUUGUUUUGAGCGUGGGUGAUAUUAUAAAUGAAGUUGAGACAA
This is a messenger RNA of Scaptodrosophila lebanonensis, 1939 nucleotides long. RefSeq lists its product as uncharacterized. Gene Ontology annotation, molecular function: monocarboxylic acid transmembrane transporter activity. The coding region runs from base 1 to 1860 and encodes 619 amino acids. The record is from RefSeq and is a predicted model, not a curated record. NCBI's taxonomy places the organism in Eukaryota, Metazoa, Arthropoda, Insecta, Diptera, Drosophilidae. The transcript has 6 exons.